Molecule: messenger RNA, 3148 nt
Organism: Monopterus albus (swamp eel)
Lineage: Eukaryota; Metazoa; Chordata; Actinopteri; Synbranchiformes; Synbranchidae
Exons: 8
Coding region: 404-1186 (260 amino acids)
Molecular function (GO): nucleotide binding
Source: RefSeq, a predicted model, not a curated record
UUGUUGACAUGUGGCGUAGCCUAAAAUCCCAUUAUUUGGAUUAUUGUGAAUCAACAGGUGUGUGAGUUUUGUGCCGAUGUGCAUUUUCCUGUAGUCUUACAAAAUGUCAGGGUUGCCAGAUUAUGAUUAAACAGUUUACGAGGAGCAGUGAAUGCAGCAGAUGGAUCACGUGCACACUGAAGGAUUCGGUGGCAAACAUUACUGUUGUUUUUUUUUUUUUAUUAUUAUAUUUUCUCUUUUUAAAAACUAAAUAUAUAUGUAUAUAUAUACAUAUAUAUAACAUUAUUACCGCUGUGGAGUUGGCUUUAUUUUUCGAAGAACUGAGCUACUGUAGUCGUAACCAUAGACUGUUUGCGGCUGUAUCAACCAACGCGGAAGACAAACAGAGGGAUUUGGCAGCUGUAUGCUAAAAAAAAAUAGUUCACAAGGUGCCAUCAUGACUUCACCUGUCCUCGCCAUCGUAGUGGGAGCUGGCAGCCGUGGAGAGAUCUAUUCUGAUUUUGCAUCCAUCCACCCUAAACGCAUGAAGGUUGUUGGAGUAGCUGAUCCAAGGAAGUUUGCUUGCAGGAAACUUCAACAGCAACACCAAAUUGUAGAUGAAAACAUAUUUGAUGAUUGGCACCACAUAAUUGAAAAAGAGAAGUUUGCAGAUGCUGUGUUGAUUUGUACUCCAGAUUCCUUGCAUAAGGAACCUGCUGUGGCCUUUGCAAAGAAGGGCUACCACAUUUUGCUGGCGAAGCCGACGGCAACAACUGCCGAAGACUGCUCGGCGAUCGUGGAGGCUUGCACUCAGAGUGGUGUGAUGCUAUCAGUGGGCCAUGUUCUCCGGUAUGAUCCCGUUAUCCGUAAGAUAAAGGUGAACAUUUUCUGUCACUCUUCAAACGUACAUUCACAGGGGGAGCUGUCAUAUGAUGGACAUGGAAUACGUGUGUUUGACUUUCUGACCCAGAGAUCCACAAAGCACACUGCACCCAUUAACAUCCCCAGGCAAUUUAGCAUGAGUGGACGUGGUGGCGCAGACUACCAGCUUAUAGAUGCCUUUAUUUCUGCUGUGGCGAACAACGAUCCCUCCCUGAUCCGAUCGGGUUCCGAGGAGACACUGCUCAGCCAUUUGCUGGUGUUUGAUGCUGAGCGUUCACGACUAGAGGGCAGGGUUGUGUACUGUGGUACCACCAGCCAGAGCUAGAUGACUCAAAAACACUGACAUUAUAAUGAUCUCUCACCUUAAAAAUCAAACACUAUGAUAGUCGAUGAUUCAAAGGCCAAAUCUUGGAGUGUAAUCAAAUUCAUCUUUUUCAUGGGUAUUAAUACUGUGCGUGACAGAAUGAACGGUACAUGUACUGUCAACAACUUGAUCAUUAUUUGUUCAGCAUAAUGUCCUUAUUAUGCCUUAUCAAUGAAUCUUGCACCAGAGUUGCUAUAUACUGUAUAAGUAAUAAUAUAGAACAGUUUUUUUCUUUUCUUGUUUUUUCCGCUUGAGAUAAUGGAUAGAUUAGUUUGAUAACAUCAUUUAUUAUAUGGCCAAAUGUAUGUGGACACAUACUUGAGGGUGUCAGCUAUGUUUUAUGAUUACACUAUUCUUCUUCUUAUGUAAUUCAUAAUUGUUUAUAUACUAUUGUAUCAUGUUCUAAUCAGUGUUUAAAAUUAUUGUUUCUCUUAGAAUAAAUAAGUAACAACAGAUCAACCUCUGUUUUUUGAAGUAUCAUUUUUUAAACACAAGGUGUCACUAGUUUAUAUGAUUAGGAAUAAACACUGGAACAGGGUGACAGUGGUCCGUUGUGUUACUUUAGAACUAGCAGGCCUCAAAAGUCUGUGUAAUAUCACAGUAAUAAUUAUGAAACAUAUAACGAGUGUUAAGAAAAGGCUUGCAAAAACAUGCCACAGCAAACCCAGGUAUAAUAAUAUGCCAUCUGGUUUGUAUUUGUUCACAUCAUUACCCUAGUUUAUAGAUUCAAAAUAAUGUGCUCCAGUCACAACUCAUUUUAUGCUCAAAACACAGAAAGUGGUUCAUAGUCACCUUUGCUGUGGUUGAUAGCCUGUUUAUGUGUAAUAGACAAUGUUCAGGAAAACCUUGAAGUUGCAGUACUCUGAGAUUUCUUGUUCCCUUUUGCUCCUUUCUUUGAUGUACUGAGCCACGUCCUUACCAUUCUGGUCCAUCAGCAUCCUCUGUUUUUCCAUGACUGUGUAGCCAUAUAUACACAGCACACUGGACAGUUAUACAUAGUGGAUGUACUUUAUCUUCAUGGAUCUAAGAUGUUAGCUAUGGAAAAUAUGCAGUGUAUUACUAAAAAGUAAGCAGACACCUUAAAGUAUGCCCUUUGGUAAAUGAAGUCUAAUCUGGUUGUUAUUAUCAUGUCGUUGAUUAAAUAUUAAGACACUUUAGUAAGGUUGACUAUCAACCUGAGCAAGUGUUGAUACAGCCUCUGCUUUGAAUUUACUAUUCAAAAAAGCUGAAUGGGAGUGCAACUGACUCUUUCUAAGCACCACUGUCUAAAAUAUAAAAAUAAUAUAUACUAUAGUUUACCUGGUAUUAAAAGCUUUGGUGCAUUUAGUCAUCAGGCAAACAAAUAUCCUCCUGAAUUGCAUGUAGCUCUCUUCCCAAAGCUCCCAAGCUUGUGGAUAAUGUUUAAACUUCUUUGUAAACCAAUUCUAAAGCUGUUUGUGAUUUCAAGAUUUACAUUAGGAAUGGAAGCAUCAUUCUGUUGCUUCUUCUUGAGUAUUACCCCCAUUGUUACAUCUCAAUAGAGCACAAAAGUGGUAAAAUGCUAAUUUAAGAACUGACUGAAUAACUGUUAGCCAAGCCUACUUUUACCAGCUGAGAGUUAAGAUCCAUGAACUGUUUCUUCUCCAUUUGCAGCAUUUUCAGUUCCUCCCUCAGCUGUCCAUUCCUCAUCAUUAGUUCACUAAUGCACUGGUGACCCUAAAACUGAAACAUACAAUACCUUCAGUCAUCCUUGCAUUUACUAGUAACAAGUAUUUGGUGUUGUGUAAGCUGCUGUUAUGAGAUUUCCAACUGUGUCAGGAGCUCCUCCACCAGUCCCCUGUGCUGGCAACUUCCUCUCCCACUCCAAAAUCUGAAAACAAAGCCAACAAUAGGGUCAACUGUGAUAAGAAAAUUGAGAAUUCAUUGCGCAGCAUUCUGUGAACG